UGGAUGCGAGUUUCGCGUUGGCCGCAUCUUUCUCUUCAAAAGUUUGCAAACAUAAAAGUGAAAAUUUUCCUUCUCUUGAAGCUCGUAACUCGAAUAUCCAUUAACUAACAUAUUAAACAUACCAUGGCGGAUGUGUUGGAUAUCUACAACCACGAGGAAUUCGAGGUGGAUGAGGACGGUGAUCAGGGAAUCGCUCGGCUCAAAGAAAAGGCACGGAAACGAAAGGGACGCGGCUUUGGGAACGAAAGCAUACCCCGGGAAGCGAUCGAUUACGAACGGCUGCAGGAUGAUGAGGACGAAACCGAACCCGGUCCACAGCGUUCCGUCGAAGGGUGGAUCCUGUUCGUGACCUCCAUCCACGAGGAAGCUCAAGAAGAUGACAUCCAGGAGAAGUUUUGCGAAUUUGGAGACAUCAAAAACAUCCACUUGAAUCUGGAUCGCCGGACGGGGUUUCUCAAGGGAUACGCUCUGGUCGAGUACGAAACAUACAAACAGGCGCUCGCAGCCAAGGAAGCCCUGAACGGGUCAGAUAUACUCGGACAAACCAUCGCCGUGGAUUGGUGCUUCGUAAAGGGACCCAAGAAGCUGAAGAAAUCCGGGGAGCGUAGACGGAGAUAGAACUAAGGAUUUUUUUCAAUAUUUCAACGUAAUGCAGAGGCAUUUCAACAAAGCACUUGAUAACCAAAAUUUGGUUUAUUUAUCAUUUAACGCAUUAACCGAGAGAUUCACGUAAAAUAAACAACAUGUAUUAAAAGCAACAAUUACC
Molecule: messenger RNA, 766 nt
Organism: Uranotaenia lowii
Lineage: Eukaryota; Metazoa; Arthropoda; Insecta; Diptera; Culicidae
Gene: tsu
Product: RNA-binding protein 8A
Exons: 1
Coding region: 124-618 (164 amino acids)
Biological process (GO): RNA splicing
Cellular component (GO): exon-exon junction complex; cytoplasm; nucleus
Molecular function (GO): mRNA binding
Source: RefSeq, a predicted model, not a curated record